Messenger RNA from Rhincodon typus (whale shark), 522 nucleotides. RefSeq names its product protein CLEC16A-like. Gene Ontology annotation, cellular component: endolysosome membrane; late endosome. The record is from RefSeq and is a predicted model, not a curated record. Lineage: Eukaryota; Metazoa; Chordata; Chondrichthyes; Orectolobiformes; Rhincodontidae. Gene Ontology annotation, biological process: endosome to lysosome transport; endosomal transport; regulation of autophagosome maturation. The transcript has 3 exons. The annotation marks the transcript as partial.
ACAACAGCGACUUAAUUGCUUGCAAUGUAGUAACUAAAGAUGGCAAUCAGAUGCAUCGAUUCCUGGCUGUAGACAUUUAUCAGAUGAGUUUAGUUGAACCAGAGAGCAAACGACUUGGCUGGGGAGUGGUGAAAUUUGCAGGUUUGCUUCAGGACAUGCAGGUGAUGGGGGUGGAAGAUGACAGUAGAGCUUUAAACAUCAUCAUUCAUAAGCCUGCAUCUAACCCUCAUGCCAGGCCCUUCCCUAUCCUCCAGGCUACGUUCAUCUUUGCUGAUCACAUCCGCUGCAUCAUUGCAAAACAGCGAUUAGCAAAGGGCCGUAUUCAAGCACGACGUAUGAAGAUGCAAAGAAUAGCAGUACUAUUGGAUCUCCCAGUGGAAACUACUUCUGAAGUCAUGGGCUUUGGACAUGCGUCACCAUCUGCCCAUCAUCUCCCUUUUAGAUUCUAUGACCAGUCUCGCCGUGGUGUCAGUGAUCCUACAGUCCAACGUUCAGUUUUUGCUUCUGUUGAUAAAGUUCCAG